Molecule: messenger RNA, 1644 nt
Organism: Cheilinus undulatus (humphead wrasse)
Lineage: Eukaryota; Metazoa; Chordata; Actinopteri; Labriformes; Labridae
Gene: kcnv2a
Product: potassium channel, subfamily V, member 2a
Exons: 9
Coding region: 1-1644 (547 amino acids)
Biological process (GO): potassium ion transmembrane transport; protein homooligomerization
Cellular component (GO): voltage-gated potassium channel complex; membrane
Molecular function (GO): voltage-gated potassium channel activity
Source: RefSeq, a predicted model, not a curated record
AUGUUGGAUCAUCUCAGAGCUCGGAGCAGGAGUCUGUUCCCCGGCAGCCGGGCACAAGCUGUCAAAGAACCACAUGACUACGUGGACCUGAGCAACACUUUUGUGAAGCCAUGGAGCUCCAUGCAGGACCUCAGCAGGGACAUCUAUGAUCUUUACACUGAGUACGAAGAAGAAGAGGACGAUGACCGAUGUCUGGUGUCUCAGUCUCACCUGCUGCUCUCUCCAAACAAAAACUUCAAUCUCAACAUCAAUGUUGGAGGAACGGUGUACCACCUGCCCUACAGGUUAGCUGCCAGGUAUCCAAAGACAAGGAUCGGAAGGUUGGCCACAUACACAGACCACAGCAGGAAGCUGGACCUGUGUGAUGACUACAUCGUCCAGAGCAAAGAGUUCUUCUUUGACAGGGAUCCUAAAAUCUUCCACUACAUCUUCAACUUCUACAGAACUGGAGUGCUGUGCAUCAAAGAUGAGAUGUGUCCUCGAAACUUCCUAGAGGAGAUCAGCUACUGGGGCGUGAGGAUCAAAAACAGUCAGCGCUGCUGUCGGAUCUCCUUCGAGGAGAGGCAGGACGAGCUGAACGAGCAAUUGAAGAUACAGAGACAGUUGAUUAAAGAGGUGGAGAUGGAGGAGAAUGAGGCGUUGUUUCACGACAUGGCCUUUGGGUCAACCAGAAGGAAAAUCUGGAACCUGAUGGAGAAGCCGUUCUCUUCAAUAACCGCCAAACUGAUGGGCGUCGCCUCCUCGAUGUUUGUGCUCAUCUCACUUGUGGCCAUGACGCUCAACACUGUGGAUGAGAUGCAGUACAAGACGGCAUCAGGACAGCCCAGUGGCAGAUUCUACGGCGAGCACAUGGAGACUUUCUGCAUCGCCUUCUUCACCCUGGAGUACGUGCUGCGCCUGGUCUCAACUCCAGACAUCAGGUGUUUUGGACGCAGCAUGCUGAACACAGUGGACCUCAUCGCCAUCCUGCCACACUACCUGCAGAUGAUCCUGGAAUACUUUGAAGACGAGGACAUUCACCGACACGCAGGGGACAUUGAGACGGUGGGACGGGUAGGAAAGCUGGGUCAGGUCUUGAGGAUCAUGCGUCUGAUGAGAAUCUUCCGGAUCUUGAAGUUGGCGCGUCAUUCGACAGGACUCAGAGCGUUUGGCUUCACACUAAGACAGUGCUACCAGCAGGUGGGUUGUUUGCUGCUCUUCAUCGGUAUGGGAAUCUUCAUGUUCUCAGCUAUGGUGUACACUGUGGAGCAUGAUGUUUACAACACGAACUUCACUUCCAUCCCGCACUCAUGGUGGUGGGCUGCUGUGAGUAUUUCAACCGUGGGCUAUGGUGACAUGUUUCCAGAGACCAACCUUGGCCGAAUCUUCGCCUUUGGCUGCAUCUCCUUUGGCGUCAUCCUGAACGGGAUGCCCAUCUCCAUCCUCUACAACAAGUUCUCUGACUACUACGCCAAGCUCAAGUCCCACGAGUACACCGCUGUCACUAAAGCUCGGGGGAAGGUGCACUUUGCCAGGAGGGCGGCCAAGAAGCUGGCUGAGUGUUGCGAGGACGCCGUUCAGCCGAGGACGUCUCACCUGAAGAGAGGAGAAAAAAGAUUAAUCUACAGAAGGAACUUUCAGGACAACAGAGACUUUGUGGACUAA